GUCGACCACGCCUCAUGACGACACUCCAACAGAAGCCACCGGUGCACUACCUCCUCGGCGGCGUGUCAGCCAUGACUGCUGCCUGCUUUACCCACCCCAUGGACCUACUGAAGGUACGCCUUCAAACGUCCAAGGAACUCCACCUUUCUCUCGUUGGCACUGUGCGCUCCAUCGUCCAAGUCGAAGGCGUCCGUGGGUUCUACCGCGGCAUCACAGGCGGGUUGAUGCGUGAAGGUACGUAUUCUACCGUUCGGUUUGGCGUGUAUCAGUACCUGAAGGACGUCGCUGUCGGACGCAACAACGGCGAGCCGUUGCCGCUCGUGGAAAACGUUGCAUUGUCCAUGUUUGGUGGUGCCGUUGGUGGAUUCUGUGGCAACCCUGCCGACGUCGUGAACGUCCGAAUGCAAGCUGAUGGCCGACUCCCUACAUCUCAGCGCCGAAACUACGCGCACGCUGUCGAUGGUCUCAUUCGUGUGUCAAGGGAAGAAGGACGUGAAGCACUCAUGCGCGGCGUUCGACCCAACAUGAUCCGCGCGAUGCUCCUCACAUCUGGACAAAUUGCAUCGUACGAUGUGUUCAAAUCGUUCCUUCUGAAUCGCGUGGGCCUGCACGACAACGUUACAACUCAUUUCAUCGCAAGCAUGGCCGCGGGCUUGGUCGCCACGACUGCGUGUGCGCCGAUGGAUGUCAUUAAGACACGGCUCAUGAACAUGGCUCACAGCGGGACGUCUGAAGUGGAAUACUCUGGCGCAGUGGAUUGUUUCGUCAAGAUAGUUCGUCGGGAAGGGUUUCGUGGUCUGUUCAAAGGGUGGACUCCGGCGUACAUUCGCCUGGGGCCACAGACCAUCAUCACGUUUAUGACACUAGAACAGCUUCGCAAACUCAUCUAACACAACGCGACGGUUGCAUGGAGGAGUUGCGUGAAGGGGAGUGCACCAGGCCUCGCGGACUGCUCGAGGACGGCAUUUCGAAGCCCAUCGUUGGCAUUCGAAUCCGGAUAAAAG
Aphanomyces invadans is the source of this 1004-nucleotide messenger RNA. RefSeq lists its product as hypothetical. The transcript has 2 exons. Gene Ontology annotation, biological process: oxaloacetate transport; mitochondrial transport; succinate transmembrane transport. The record is from RefSeq and is a predicted model, not a curated record. Gene Ontology annotation, molecular function: oxaloacetate transmembrane transporter activity; thiosulfate transmembrane transporter activity; malate transmembrane transporter activity. NCBI's taxonomy places the organism in Eukaryota, Oomycota, Saprolegniomycetes, Saprolegniales, Verrucalvaceae. Bases 15 to 890 code for a protein of 291 amino acids. Gene Ontology annotation, cellular component: mitochondrial membrane.